This is a messenger RNA of Paramuricea clavata, 8017 nucleotides long. NCBI's taxonomy places the organism in Eukaryota, Metazoa, Cnidaria, Anthozoa, Malacalcyonacea, Plexauridae. The record is from the annotation of a GenBank genome assembly.
GACCAUAGGUCGUGACACAACUAAUGACACAACAUAAAUUGAUGUGAUAAUGCACAUUGUCAGUAUGGAAAUAAACCAACAUGACUUGCGGGUCUCUAUCGUUUGUACUAAUUACCUUGGCGAUUUUCGCCUUGCUCGAAACUCUCGUGCAUGGAAACAACGUCGAAUUGCCCUUCGAUCACUCGUCCGAUCAGCGACAACGUUUACAAAAUGGCGAACAAGAAUUUCAAAGAAUUCGCUCGCGUGCCGACCACAGCGAGUGUUGGGAAGAAGCGAUUUCUCGGCUUCGGGUUGGCUGUAAACAUCUCACAGACGUCGAGCAAAGUCGACUCGCGAUUGCCUUCGCCAAUUGUCAUUUUGAGAAGUCUGGGCUAAGGAAAUAUCCGUGUAGCGAAAACGAUUCAAUCGAAGAGUGUACAAGAGACAUGGCCAAAAGCGUAUUGGCGUUCAACACUUAUACAGAAUUCUAUACACACACUUCGGAUAUUUGUUUUUACCUUCAGAGUAAAGUUUGGCAGCAGAAAACCGAGGAUACUAUCAACAAACUAUCAAGCACUUCAAACGUGGUCGCUAAUCAAUUAGAAGUUUCCUUGACCAAUCAACAAAAGGUCUUGGAAGGUCAAGAGAGUUCCCUGUCCAAUCAAGGAGAAAUUCUGAAGAACGAAGCCUACCUGAAAAGCGCUUUAAAAACAUCAGCAGAAAGUGCAAAGGAGGCAUUUUUGGAUAUGAAGAAAGCAACUGCCCAGCAGAAAGCUGUGCUGAUGGAGACCUUUGAUAGUCUGUUUAAGGGUGUCGAUAGAAUAACCAAACUUCAGUCCAUGCUUCUGGGAGAGUUCAUGACCCUACAUUCAUUAGGGUUUUACCUGGUGUCAAUCUUGGCAUGUUAUAUCAUAACCAGUGCCCCGAGGACAGCAGCCGCAAGAUUGUGGCUAUUCGGAGUUCUUUCAGCACAUAUUGUUAUUGAGAGGUUGAUUGUCAGAUGGAAUAUAACAGAUAAGGAAUCACAACAAUCUGGCACAACCACGGUAUGCAGUGGGUUUGUAAACCAUAAACAUUUACUUUAUUUACGAUUUUCUUCUGAUACCAUAAGUAGCAGAACCAGUAGAGGCUACCUGAUCGAGUCUGAGUGAGGGGCUAUAGCCCCCUAAAAAUAGAAGUGUGGGGCUAACCCCCCCUCCCCCCCAAAUAAAAGAUCAAAGUGGGAGAAUCAAUAUCAGAUUCUUCACUGCUUGAAAAAAUGACAUAGUUUCUGCAUGUCAAAUUUUCUCCCAGAUCCCCUAAUUUGUUUAGCCUCACCUAUAUACAAUUUAUUGGUCAAGGAGAAAGUAUUCAGACUUCUUUAAUUUUCAUCCUGUUUCUUCUAAAUUUUGCAUUAACAUAGAACAUAUCAUUCUUACAAAUCGUAUGUUUUUUGUUUUUGGAAUUGCUACUUUUUGGCGGGUAAAAUUACGUCACAAACUUGGCGCUAAAUAAGCUAUUAAUACAUGAUUUCAUUUAUCCAUUUAGUAGAGCAGACUAAGGGUAUCUUAAAACUGAAAUCAUUUUCAAAAUACAACCAUUUCUCCCGAAGAUAAGUAUAAUGAGUUUCUAAAAAAGUACGCCAUUUUGUUCUUUUUUUAGUAACAAUAUGGCAAAUUUUUCAACAUAUCGCUGUAUCUUCGCAAAAAUGGUCGUUUUUAGAAACAGAUCCCAGUCUUCUCUUCUAAAUGAAUUCAUGAAAUCACCAAUGGCUUAAUAUUUUAAUAUUUUUGACUUUUUGGUGCCAAGUUUGUGAUGUAAUUUACUGCCAAAAAUUAGCAAUUCCCAAAACAAAAAACAUACAAUUUGUAAGAAUGAUAUGUUCUAGGUUCAUCGGAAAUUUAGCAGAAACAGGAUGUAAGUUAAAGAAGUUGAAGCAUAUUUGUGCUUUUGCAUGCAUUUUUGACAGGCAUGUAAUCAUUUGGCAGAUACUGUAGUACUAGUAGCCUGUGGGCAGCCCCAUACAACGUAAACGAGGGGAGGGACUGCGAAACAAUGCCGAAUAGCUUGCUACGCCAGAAAUCGAAUGAGACACCAGGUAUGGUUCCAUGGUCUAAGCAGGUGCACUUUUUGCUACACCAGUCACAGCAAAGACAGCCUGACUGGUUUGAAUCAUGUGCAUCUCCAGGAAAAAGCUGACGAAUGAACUUUGUUCUACAACAUUCUGUUUCAACAAGCUCUUUAAUUUUGAUAUCACAAUGAGCCAUAAGAAGACCGUUGAAUAGGACAUAACAGAAACACUGUUUACCAUCUCUUCCCAACCUUCCAGUUUCUUGGACAAGCUUAUCUACUGUGGUUGAAGGGCCAAAGUGAAUGCUGCGAUAAACUCCCUUGCAGUUAAUGCCCAUUCCAAAUGCUAUAGUGCAUACGAGAAGGCGCAAGUGACUAUUAAAUUUUGUCAUUUCCUUGACAACAUGGGUUUUCACAGAAUCUGGACUUCCAGCAUGAAACAUUUGAACAAGGCAAUUCUCAUAAUCAGAGGAAUCUUUCAAAAAGUUGAUGCUUCCUAAAGCCACUUGGAACAUACGAUAAAUUAGUGAGCAUUGCUUUCUUGUUUGGCAAACAAUUAUACACUUAUCUGCAUCAAUUCCUUAGGCUUUCAACUCAUGCACCAAAAAUGCAAAAACGGUUUCUAAAGGCUGUUCUUUGUGCACAUACACAAACCUAAAACUAAUGUUACUACGUAGUGGUGGUUUUUCAAUUGAGUAUGUUGUGAGAGUACUCAAGUUUAGCAUUUUGAAUAUUGUAUUCUUAGUUGCUUUGGUGGCUGUUGCUGUAAAUAUGGCAAAUCUUGUUGAUGACAACAGCAAGGACUUGAGUUCACCAAGGUUGGUAUACCAUUGCCUAAAUGGUGCUGCCCGAUGAGAUGUGGACUGUCCCCUAAAAUUUGAACAUAAAAAUUUUGUCAGUAGAAAAUUAAUAUUGUGACAGACAAAGAUUGUUUCAGUAUAUGUACAGUAAAGGAGACACAUAUCAGGCUAUGUGGCUAACUUUUCAGUCCAUUUUCUGUUCACUUUAAUGUGUUAAUAUAAUAAUCUCUUUUAUACACUUACCACUGCACCAAACAGUGUGCCUCGUCAACAACGAUUGCUACGCACUGUUCGCGAAAUGUUUGUGAACUUGCUAACGUUCUCCAUCGUUUAUUUCCCAACAAACCUUCGGGUGUCGUGUAGAGCAAUGAAUAUACACCGUCCUCAAUAUCUCGUAUAAUCUCCUCCUCUUGUCCAUCAAAUAUCCCAGCAGCAGAGAUACUGAAGGUUUCGUUGACAUGCUUAAUUUGGUCUUGUAUGAGGGACAACAAAGGCGAAACAACAAGCACUGUACUUGUGCUAAUCACUUGGUCUUGCAAUACAUCCGUAAUAAUCGGUAUUGCUUGAAAAAUUAACGAUUUCCCGUAUCCAGUAUGAGCGCUGAAGAAUAAAUCAUUGCCUUUGAAAAAAUUUCGAAGAGCUUCUAUUUGGUCAUGAUAAAAAGAAUUUACUUUUAGAAGACAGCAAGCGAUAUUCACUGCUUCUGAAAACUUGUCUUCGUCAAAUAUAAUGCGUUCCUUGCAAUACGCCAUAUUGAAUUUACAUAUUCACGCCCCUGCAUAUUUAGCGUAUUAAUUUUCUUGCAUAAAUUAUUUUCCCCAAAAGCUGGAAAAGCGCGUAGCAAGCUAUUCGGCAUUGUUUCGCAGUCCCUUCCCUCGUUUACGUGGUAUGGGGCUGCCCGCAGGCUAUAGUACUAGUAGAAUGAGUUAACAAACUAGAUCACAUUGGGUAGCACUGCAAUCUCAUGGGUGUAACUUCAAUGCAUCUGUAAACAUAUAUCAGGCCUAACAAAUUAUCCUGAGUAUUUCCAGUUUCCUGAUCAACCUCAUUUAUUCAGACAACUCUGAUAUUUUUUGGAUGUGGUUGUGGGUGUCUGUUUACUUUUUUCAUUGCUUGCUCUAUAUUGUACAACAUGACACCAAAAAUGGUGCCCGCUGUCUCAGGUAAAUUACUUCUUGAAAUGUUUAAUAUUCUCUGUGACAAUGCCAACUGAUCACGGUUGAUAAUGGUCAUUGCUGACGAAAAAAAACUUUUCAAAAACAAUUUUCCCAACCUAUCCACCUAAUUUUUUGAGGAUAUGAAACCAGAACGACAGUUUAUUUUUCUUCGCCAACUUCGGCCUCAGGAUUUCAUGAUUAAAAUAUUGAAGAGUUUUGCCCUAAUACUCUACAGAAUUUACUGAAUGUUGCUGUCAUGGUAGAGUAGAUUACUUUUCACUAAAAAUGUGUUAGGUUUAUACCCACUUACGAUGUAGAUGCGUUAAUGUUAGAAGGUCCAUACCUUAAACUAUGAUACCCACUAGCUAUGUUUAUGUUUAACAGCUGUUUGACAGAUAAGUCUAGCCACUCUUCAGUUCAUUGACAUUUUACUUUUAUUUGCUUUCUCAUGUUAGGAAAUUAUUCAUGGUCAUCUUUGGAUAUUCAGAAAGAUAUUUGUCUUUGAAAGUUUUCUCAUUCUGGUUUAUUUUGCAACUAAGUACUGUGAUUAUGGUAGAGUCAAUUACAAUAUGUUAAGAGAUAUCCAGAUAGAGAUAAGGAAGCUCAAACUCAAAGGAACAGAUAUAGGAAAGUGCCUUACUGAUGGUAUCAAUAAAUCAUUUUAUUUGGAGGAAAAAUUCACUGACAGGUACAUGCUUAGCUCCCCAUAGUUUCUUAGUGAGCAAUCUACAGCUGACAGCUCACCUUAACCAGUUCAGUUGGCAAAUUUAAAAUUGAUCAUGGGGUUCUGGCCAAAAGGCUGAAAUGAGUGCACUUUCACUUGCUACUUGCUAGCACAUGUAACCCGUUUACCACAGUUUAUACUUAUAGAACUAGAGAUGUAACCGUGCAUGCAAGUAUAACCAACCCAAACACACAGUGUUGUAACGACCGCAAUUAUGAUCACAAUCAAGCACGUAUUUACCCACAGUCACAUCAAUAUUGUGGAAGGAAUGGGAAUUGAGGGUAGGAAUCAAUUUUAAUUAAUAGUUGUUUGUCUUCAGAUUUCUUUUCUUGCAUUGCAUCAUUUCAAUUAAUUUUGUCGAAAAUUAUGGUGUUCCUGCUAAAGAAGUGUAUUACAUAAAUUGGUGACUUUUGACUUAACAAAUAUAAAACAUUUUCCGUGUUGAUAUACAGUUAUAUCAACACGAGUGGAAUUGGGAAAACGAGAAAUUGUAUGGAAACACGACGCCCGAAGGGCGGAGUGUUUUCAUACAAUUUCGAGUUUUCCCAACUUCCACGAGUGUUGAUAUAACUAUAUAUCAAUACGGAAAAAAAGUUUUAUAUUUUUUUUAUAAUAUAGCAAUGUCAAAAGCCCGAAGGAUAAGAAAAAUUUCCGUGUUUACAAGCGACGGAAAAUUUCCCGUGUUGACAUCGAGUUAUAUCAACACGGCUCUUAGCCAAUCAGCGUUCAGACUUUACAAAUGCUAUAUUAUAAAUACCUUUAAGAACCAUUCUUUCCAGUUUGGUGCUGAUGAUCAGAUCUGUUUUUCACUCCCUAUCAUGCACUCUCGUUAGUGAAACCAGUGUUUUGCACACUUCUGCUUCCUACAAAAUUCACGGUCUGUGUACAGCACACACAGUCACAGUUGCCUAAUUAGCUAAUGUUUUCUUAUUUUUACAAAACAAGUGAAAAAACGAAUUCAUUUUUUACAUUGAGUCAUAAUGACUUAACAGUUAACAGUGUGCAGUGUGCACAAUGGCCUCAAAGCUUUCAAUAGACAAUACUAUCCAAAUAUAUACUGUAACUGUUGUCAACAACAAGCAGUUCCGAUAUAAAUAUUUUCUCAAAGAACCUUUAGUUGUCAUAUUCACCUGACUCUGUGUGCUGUUACAUCUAAGCUCUACACGCACAAUUAAACGCAAAUGGCCAUGUGGUAUUUGCAAUCUUGCAAUUACCGCACAAUUCACCAUCAAAAUCCGAGUACGAAGCGACCGUUACUGUCUUAAUGAUGCAUGAGUAUACGAAACGGUAAGAGUGUGUUAGCAUAUGAUUCCCAUGUCUACAAUUCUUGCGUGUAUUUGUUCAUGUUGUUCAUGCAUGUAUUUAAUAAUUCGAAACGCUGACGUUAAUCGUUAAUGGCCUGAGCCUUUGGAAGAUUUGAUAAUUCGCGUACUUUAAGGCGUGGUCAAACUGCACUAUACUCGAAGAACCGUCUAUAAUGUAAACCAACUUAAAAGAUGUACAAAUACUCGACGUUAGGUCACUUCAGGCAAAGGCCGCUUUCAAUACUACCUUAGCCUAUCUUAGGCGCCUUAGCCUACCUACUGUAAGAUUCCCUUAGCGACAGCACCUGGAACAUUUUAUUCUUACUCCAAGCCAGGAUGACUUCAAUUUUUGUUUGUUUCCUAUUUAGCAAUUCUAACUACCCAGAUGGCAAUUAUCCCGUCUUAUAUCAGUUAGCAAGUCUGGACCAAACAUGUCUUUCUGAAGAAGAUCUAUACACAGACGAUAGUUCCGAUUGCAAUGAAGAAGGAAGUGGAUCUGGGUCGGAAUCUGAAGAUCCGACAUUUGUUUUGGACAAUACUCAGGCUCAGGUAAGUUCAUGCAGAACUCAGUCUGUGUCCCACAGGCUACUGUAUAUAUCACUCUCGCUUGAUAUAGCACAAUCUCCUACUUCAAGCACGACAACGACGUUCAACGCAAAUAAAAAUAAAUAAAAUAAAAAUUUUAAAAGCAAAUCAAGUUGUUAGCAACCGUGAUUACCUUAAUCCUAAAUCCGAUAUCCUAACCUUGGCCCCUUAUACCUAAACCUAUAAUGCCUUCUAAGUUCUAACGCUGCGUUUAGAAAGCUACCAUGCACGUAUAAGAGAAUAUAUACGAACAAUAAUUAUGGUUUUGGUUUUCAAUGUGUGUGGAGAUCAUAUUGAAUUUGAAAUAAAUAGUAACACGAUAUUGAGAAAUUGAUUUCAAAUCACAUAGGAUAGUCAUGUUAUACAUGCAGUUUUAUUUUUAAUUUUUGUUAUGUAAUGUUUCAAUUAUGUAAUCGUUAAUUGAUAUAAUAUUGAUAUACUAUUCUAAUAUUGAUAUAUACUAUUCUAAUAUAUUUAUUGAUAUACUAUUCUAUUAUUUGGAAAAAUUAAUGAAAUCAAAUACACUGUUUUUAUUCUUAGACUUUAUCAACUAGCUGUGCAGACCGUCGAACACCAGUUUGUGAGUACAACCUACGUCCACGAAAAACAUUCUCUAAUCUGAAUAAAGGAAGUAACAUGCGUUCUCUCCCAGAUCCCAAGACCCUCUCUGACCUUAUCUUCAACUUAACACGAAGCACUACGCAGUAUUCAAAAGCCACAAGACUGUCAAAAACAGCAAGCCUUUCAUGCGACGAAGAAGAUUAAAUUAUUAAUCUUUUGUUUAUACUUUUAAGUCUGUUAAUAGUGUUAUAUAAUUAUAGUAUUAUGUACAAAUUUAUUUAGUAUUAUUUAUUAAUCCUGAGUGUGAGGUUGAUUAGAUUCACGGAAAAUGGCGGGUUCCGUUCUGCGUGACAUGAAUCACCAAAUUGAAGUGAAUAUAAAACGUAACAAAAAUAUAUACAUUUUUCUGUGAAAAUUUAAAUUAUUGUAUAUUUUUCUGUAACAAUUCAAUAUGACAAUAUGCGAGUUAACAGCUUAUACUUUUAUACUGGCAGACUUUAUAAAGAAUUGUAAAUAUACUCCUUUGCAAUAAGAACUAUAUACAGUAAGAUAAGGUUGGAUUUUACUUUGAUUACUCAACAUUUAUUGUGUUAUAUAUACUAAUUGCAGAACUCAGAUCGGGGUGGUAAUUCGCAUUGUAUAUAAUCAUUAUAAUAUAUAAUAUAAUAUAAUAUAAUGUGAUAUAAUUUUGAUAUAAUUUUGAUAUUAAGUGUGUUUUAGUAUGCACGAAAUGUUAGAGUGCUCGAUAUCAAAAUAGAGCAAAUAGUAUACUAUAUGUCUAUAUAGUAACCGUAUAGUAAUAGUUAGAGCUAUUCAUUCAUUGAAUUGAAUGGAACCGGCCGUGAUGGCAACUUUGCG